AGCAGCUUGUGUUCUGGAUCGAGGAUUUGCUGUUGCAAAGCACUCCAACUUGCAUGCAGUGGGGCAGCCUUCGCUAUUCUAACCGCCGUGGUGAUGUGCUGAGGAGCCCGUGCAUAGGGAUAUCUUUUGCAGCCACGGCACCGAAGCUACUCCUGGUGUUCUGCAUGAACCUUCAUUAAUCAAUUUGGAAAUGGACUUGCUGUCUGGAACCUACCUCUUGGCAGUCUUAUUAGCCUGUAUUGUAUUUCAAUCUGGAGCGCAGGAGAAGAACUACACAGUGCGGGAAGAACUGCCUGAAAAUGUCCUCAUUGGCAAUUUGCUCAAGGAUCUUAAUUUAACACUGGAUCCAGAUGUCCCCCUUUCCUCGCCACUACAGUUCAAGCUUGUGUAUAAGACUGGGGAUGUACCACUAGUACGAGUGGAGGAGAACACUGGUGAGAUAUUUACAACUGCAAACCGCAUUGACCGAGAGAAGCUGUGCUCUGGCAUCUUUAGUGAGAAUCGCUGCUUUUAUGAGGUGGAGGUUGCCGUUUUGCCUGAUGAAGUCUUCAGACUGGUCAAGAUCAGAUUCCUAAUAGAGGAUAUAAAUGACAAUGCCCCCCUCUUCCCAUCUACAGUUAUUAACAUCUCUAUCCCUGAAAACACAGCGAUUAAUUCUCGCUAUUCUGUUCCAUCUGCCAUUGAUCCAGACAUUGGUGUGAAUGGUAUUCAGCAUUAUGAACUACUUAAGCCCAAAACAGCUCCGAAAAGGACAUUUGGAUCAAUUACAAAUGAUCAGGGUCAGAAUGUAUUUGGUCUUGAUAUAAUUGAGACACCUGAGGGAGAUAAGUGGCCUCAACUGAUUGUCCAGCAGAUCCUGGAUAGAGAGCAGAAAGAUACCUAUGUGAUGAAAAUUAAAGUUGAAGAUGGUGGAAGUCCUCCAAGAUCUAGCACUGCAAUCCUGCAAGUCACAGUGACUGAUGUGAAUGAUAAUCGUCCAGUCUUUAAAGAGAAUGACGUUGAAGUUAGUAUUCCAGAAAAUGCUCCAGUGGGCACCUCUGUUUCUCAGCUCCAUGCCACUGAUGCAGACCUGGGCUCAAAUGCACAAAUCCACUUCUAUUUCAGCAAUCAGAUCUCCAGCUUGGCCAAAAAGCUGUUUGCCAUUGAUAAUGCCACUGGUCUCAUCACCAUAAGAGAGCCACUAGACAGGGAAGAAUCUCCAGUACACAAACUAACUGUUUUGGCAAGUGAUGGCAGUUCGACUCCAUCGAGAGCAACAGUGACUGUUAAUGUCACAGAUAUUAAUGACAAUGUCCCAUCAAUUGACACAAGGUACAUCAUCAAUCCAGUGAAUGGGACAGUGCUCUUGUCUGAGAAAGCUCCACUUAAUACAAAAAUUGCAUUGAUAACAGUAAUGGACAAGGAUGCUGAUCUGAAUGGAAAAGUUACUUGUUUUACAGAUCAUGAUGUCCCUUUUAGACUAAAGCCAGUGUUUGAUAAUCAGUUUCUUCUGGAGACAGCUACAUUUCUAGAUUAUGAAUCCACACGGGAAUAUGCUAUUAAAAUAGUAGCUUCAGAUUCAGGUAAACCUCCCUUAAACCAAUCUGCAAUGCUCUUGAUCAAAAUUAAAGAUGAAAAUGACAAUGCCCCAGUUUUCACACAGCCUAUCAUAGGUCUUUCCAUCCCUGAAAACAAUGCUCCUGGUACUCAGCUAACCAAGAUAAGUGCUACAGAUGCCGACAGUGGGCGCAAUGCUGAGAUCAGCUAUAUUCUAGGUUCUGAUGCACCCCCUAUUUUCAAUCUUGACCGCCGCACAGGCAUUCUGACAGCAGUGAGAAAGCUGGAUAGAGAAAAACAAGACAGGUACUCCUUCACUGUACUGGCUAAGGAUAAUGGGAUGCCACCCUUGCAGACCAAUGCUACUGUGACAGUGUCAGUCCUGGACCAGAAUGAUAACAGCCCUGCUUUCACACACAAUGAAUAUAAUUUCUAUGUUCCAGAAAACUUACCCAUGUAUGGCACAGUAGGGCUUAUCACAGUAACAGAUGCUGAUUCUGGAGAGAAUGCUGCAGUCACUCUGUCUAUAUUAAAUGGUCGAGAUAAUUUCAUUAUCGAUCCACUUACUGGUGUAAUAAGACCUAAUAUUACUUUUGAUAGAGAACAGCAGGGGUCAUACACUUUUCAGGUGAAAGCGGUGGAUGGAGGAAGACUGCAGCGUUCCUCAACGGCCAAAGUGACGAUCAAUGUUGUUGAUGUAAAUGACAACAGGCCUGUUUUUGUAAUUCCUUCAUCAAAUUAUUCAUACGAGUUGAUUCCAACAUCAUCCAGUCCAGGUUCUGUUGUUACUAAAGUCUUUGCAGUUGAUAAUGACACAGGAAUGAAUGCAGAGCUCCGUUACAGCAUUAUAGGAGGGAAUUCAAGGGGCUUGUUUGCAAUUGACCAGUUAACAGGCAAUAUUACAUUGAAAGAGAAGGUAAUCACAUCAGAUCAUGGCUUGCACAGACUGGUGAUAAAAGUCAAUGACCUGGGUCAGCCAGAGUCUCUUUAUACUAUAGCUCUUGUGCAUUUGUUUGUGAAUGAGACGGUCACCAAUAGUUCCUACAUACAAGAGCUAGUGCGCAGGAAUAUGGAAACUCCAGUUGGCCAGAACAUUGGGGAUGGUGAGAUAACCCCACAAACCAAUGAUUAUGUCAAGAUCAUAAUUGCGAUUAUUGCAGGCACAAUGACAGUUAUUCUGGUAAUUUUUGUUACUGCAUUAGUACGAUGCCGCCAGACUCCCAGGCACAAAGUUGUCCAGAAAAAUAAGCAGAGUGGUGAGUGGGUUUCCCCAAACCAAGAGAAUAGGCAGAUCAAGAAGAAGAAGAAGAAGAAGAAACGCUCUCCAAAAAGUCUUCUCCUCAAUUUUGUGACUAUUGAAGAAUCUAAGCCUGAUGAUCCUGGCCAUGAGCACAUAAAUGGCACUUUAGACAUUCCUGUAGAACUAGAGGAACAGACUAUGGGAAAAUAUAACUGGGCCACUACACCAACCACAUUUAAGCCUGAUAGCCCAGAUUUAGCAAAGCACUACAAGUCUGCUUCUCCACAGCCAACCUUUCAAAUUAAACCUGAGACUCCUGUACCCCCCAAGAAGCACCAUGUCAUUCAGGAACUGCCUCUGGAUAACACCUUUGUGGUGGGCUGUGAUUCACUCUCCAAGUGCUCAUCAAGCAGCUCGGAUCCUUACAGUGUUUCUGAAUGCAGCUGUCAAGGAGGCUUCAAGACCCCAGGCCCCAUUCACACCAGACAGCUCUGAACGCCAUCGCAUCUGAUGUUAUAUACUGAAGUCGUACGUGUACACAAUGAUGUUAAGCCAGCAAACAUGAAAACAAGGAAAUAGCACGAGAAAGCCCUUUGUCCUCUCUCUGAUUGCCGAAGAAAUUUAUCGUCUGAUCUCCAGAGGGGUUUGGAAGUGAUGAUGAACUGUUCAAGCUGCCCUACUGAAAGGUAUCAAGGGCAAGAAUUUUUUAAAAUGAAAAGACAACGAAAUUUUAGUACGUUGUGCUACAGUGUUCUAUAAUGUAGUUUUGCUAAGAAAAAAGUAAUGUGACCCAUCAUUCAUCGCAGUUGGCGAUUAUGAUAAAUCUAUUGUUU
Molecule: messenger RNA, 3609 nt
Organism: Lagopus leucura (white-tailed ptarmigan)
Lineage: Eukaryota; Metazoa; Chordata; Aves; Galliformes; Phasianidae
Product: protocadherin-11 X-linked-like
Exons: 5
Coding region: 191-3271 (1026 amino acids)
Biological process (GO): homophilic cell-cell adhesion
Cellular component (GO): plasma membrane
Molecular function (GO): calcium ion binding
Source: RefSeq, a predicted model, not a curated record